Messenger RNA from Saccostrea cuccullata (small rock oyster), 3625 nucleotides. Its product is annotated as probable methyltransferase TARBP1. The transcript has 19 exons. The record is from RefSeq and is a predicted model, not a curated record. Gene Ontology annotation, molecular function: tRNA (guanine) methyltransferase activity. Gene Ontology annotation, biological process: tRNA methylation. The annotation marks the transcript as partial. NCBI's taxonomy places the organism in Eukaryota, Metazoa, Mollusca, Bivalvia, Ostreida, Ostreidae.
UGAUUUGUUCCACGUGCAUUUGUUGUGCUAAAGAGAGCAAAAUGAUUACUCAAAACAUUUGCUUAUCUUGGUCAUAAUCAGAUUAUGAAAUGAAAAUGGACUUCCUGACAGUGAAGGACAUAGCUGCAGAGUCUAUUAGUUCUAUUAAACUCAUAGAACUGUUGGUGAAGCAGGUUAAAAAGAAAAAAGACAACAAAAUAGAUCCAGAAUUCUGUGAUCUCUUGUAUUUACUGGAAGGCAUCAUCUCAACAGAACAAGAUGUGGACACUAAUUGCAUUCAUAGAGUUUUAGAUGAGGUGUGCCUCCCACUCUUGUUUAAGAUUCAUCCCUCAUAUGACAGUAAUGUAGAGAAUGUAGCUCUGCUGACAUCAGUUAGCUCCCUUUGUGGGGCGUGUCUAUUGAAGGCUGAGGAGACCAGGGUGACUGAUUUGAUUGACCAGUGUUUGCGGAUUUUGACAUCUUACAGUCAGGGGGCUGAUUGGAUAUCCGAGGACGGAGAGUCCAUGGACAUCUAUUGCUGUUUGUCAGUUUUACAGCAUAUGUCCAAACAUAGGGUAAACCAAUUCUUAACUUCUAUACAGAGCAAACUCCUAAAGGCAUACUUCUGUGUUGUUCAUUCUAUAAAGUGUAUGCAGGACAAUUUACUCAUAAACAUGGCAUUAAAUUUCCUAAAGAAUAUGAUGAAUAUAUGUAUCAGUGAAAAUUUUGAUAAACUUUCAGCUGUCUGGGAAUUAAUUUGCAAAGAGUUUGAUGAAGGGAAUGAAAAGCCAUACAUUUUACUUUGUGGUAUGGCUGGCCAUUUCUUUCCUGUGGUGAAUGACACUGUAGUUUUUGAUCUGAAAUGUAAGGAUGACUUCUGGAGAAUAAUUCAGCAAGGAGUAAGUCGAAAAUCACCCUCCUCCCGGAAACAAACGAUGUACCUGUUGAAGAGGGUGACUGACAUCUGUCAUUCCUGUAACAUUAGUGUUCAAAGUGAAACCUUGUUCCACUGGAAACCAGAAGACAAUUUGAUGGAGCUCUGGGAGGACUAUAUACUAAUUCUAGAAACCUUGGAAGAAAAACAGGUUCACAUCAUUAAACCAGUGCUUCCCAGAUUAUCUAAACUCAUAAAAGCAACACAGAUUGAUCAGAAUGGUCAAGGAGCUCUACAUUCAUCCUGGCUUACAGGCAUUUUCAGGAGACUUCUGAUGCAUGAGAAUAUCUUUAUUGUGAGGUAUACUGUGGAUGUAAUUCUAAAAUUAGACCUCCGGUUUUGUCCAAUGCUGAAACAAGGCCAGGAGAAGUACCUAUGUGAAGAGUUUUUGCUGUCCCUACAAGAGCCAAAACUGUUUGUCAGACAAGAGGGGUCCCCAGCAGGAUCCAGUCUCACUUGUUGUGAGGCACUGGCAGGGUUCUUCCAAAACUGUUGGCAAGUCCUGGACAAUCCAUCUGCACAAACAUCUUUCUUCAGGAGAAUCCUGACAACAAUUGUAGACAACACUUGGAGCCCAGUGCCCUUAUUAAUGAUUUUUGAGGCUCUGUCAAAAACUCCAGCUACUCCUAUCUUGGAUUCAGCUGGACUUCAAGAUUUCAAAAAUGGUGUAACUGGUGAGACAAGAACCUGGGACAGUUUUACUAGAGGGGCCAUGUUGUGCUUCUGUGGAAAGAUUCUUCUGAAUCUUAUAAACAUUGAAAAAGUUCAGCCUCUUGAAUUUUUCUUCACCCUCACCAUGUUCACUAGAAGUGAGAGUCUGUGUAGAGGAACUUGUUUUUGGAAGGAGGUUUCUGAUUGGCUAAAGACCAUUACAAAUCUUGGACUCAAGAAUUGGACUGCAGAUGACAUCAAAUCAUGCAUCAGAAACCAAACUGUAAAGCUACUGACCAUCAAAGAGGACAGUGUUACAGAUGAAGGAGACAUUUUGAUGAUGAGUCGUCUGAUACUGUUGUCUGUGGAUGCAGACAUCCUGCCACUGAGGACUUCCUCUGAAGAGGAGACAUAUUCCCUGACACACACACUACAAUCACUGACUAAGAUCAUCAAUGAUUUCCCUACCCAUCCCUACAUGUCAUCAGUCAAGGUGGAAAAAGCACUGGAAUUAAUGGUGGGCCUUAUGGCAGAAGUUGGAGAUUCAUUAGAAGAUGAAGUCAGCCAAUUUAUGAAGUCUUUCAUGAACGCAGCAGCUGUAUCAGGAAUCCUAUUUAUACAGCAGCAGCUCACAGAGGGAUGGAAACAAAUGAGUGAUCUCCCUUCAGUAAACCUUUGCUGUGAUGCACUGUCAUUGGUUGUGAGCAAGUCAUUUGAUGCUAAUGUUGGAGAAGCAACAAAACAAUUGUCUGGGAGAUGUUUUCAUUUUCUGCACACUUUGAAACAGGACAGUGUAGAACAGCAGAUUAAGCGGCUGGGAGCUAGUAUGAUAUUGGGAACGAUUGCCCAGCAUGUCACGGAUCAGAAGCUACUAAGACAUUUACUCACACAGGUCCAGUCUUCAGCCUCAUUUAUUCCAGCCACAUUUAUAAAGCCCCACUCUGAUACCUGUAUUAGCCAGAAAGAAUGGGGAAGAAUGGCAUCAGACUUCAUGACCAGCCAAUGGCAAAUUGUCCUUUUCCUCUUAAAGAAUUCCAAUCCAUGCAACUCCUUUGUCACUAUUGAGAAGUGUUUGGAAUACUUGGCAGUCAGUUCAGGGGAGGCCACGAUUAUCAUCUUCAGUUGUAUCAAGCUCCUUUUGCCAAUGAAGGUAGAUGAAGGAAAACUAGACACAGUAGUAGAAGUGCUUAGAAUCACAUGGGCUUAUCUAAAGGAACGCCAAGGAAAAGGGACCAGUUACUGGCAGUACUUAGAGGCUUACACAGAAAUGGCCUUCCAGAGAGCCCUGACCACACAGUCUAAGGACUCUCCUGUUACACAUCAACUCUUACAAAUUAGUGAUGACCUUAUGGAGACUGGUGAAGAGAAAAGCGGGGUAGUAAAUGUGUUGUUAAAUCGUUUGAUCAGAGACUGCCCCGUUCCAAUGGAGAAUUUCCUUCCAGUCCUUGUCCAAUGCUGUAUGUUUGGACCUGUCUACAAAAAACAGGAUAAACAGUUGAUUGAUGUGUUCAGCUACAUAUCAUCUUUAGGAUCCAAAUUAACCAGCAAUGAACUCCAACCUUGGUUUCCCAAGAAUCUGAUGGUGAAAGUCAGACUUGUAGAAUUCCUGUGUCAUUUAGAUCCUCAGAACUCCCUCCAUAACAGCUUUGGACACCUCCUCUUGUCAGCUAUAUUUAAGAAAUACCUGGACUUGGUGACAAUAUCCAGUGGGAACACUUAUAGCAACUCGUUACCACAUCGUCAGAAAAACAGACUGAUGCAGUGUGUGUUGCUCUUAGAACCAUUUAUUUCACAGACAGAAAGUGAGCUUAUAUUUUCCCAGCUGAUUGAUUUUCUCAGUGUAGAGAUGCAGCCCUCUGUAAGACAUUACCAGGAGUGGGCAUGCAUGCGGCUUAUUGGUCGAUUUCCAAACCUUGUAUCAAAUUUGUGGUCAGCAUUUGCUGUGAUUCAGAAGAAGAGUACCCCAGGCCUCUCCUCACUAAUGUUAAUCACUUCUCACAUUGGACCUCUGCAAACCACAGCAUCUCAGGUAGAAUUUUUAGGUCACCUGAGUAAACUCAG